UCCAGUGCGGUAGGGGGCAGGCAACAGUUUCCGGCUGCCUUCGAAAUUUGGAAGAGAACUGCAACUGUUCUUGCAACGGGGAUAGCGAGCUCUUUCAGUGGUUUGUGUUCGUUGUUGAAUUUAACUGCUGGAAAAAGAUAAAAAAAAUAAAUACAAGAUGACCAAGCUGCAGCUCCUGCACCGCGCGCUGAAUGAGCGCCUGAUGGCGGCGGUGGAGCAGAUCAUGGAGAUGGUCGGCGGGACGGUGCUGGAGUACGAGGAAGAGACGAUCCGAGCACGGAAAGAAAACGAGGUCCUGAGACGGAGGCUCCGGUGGAUGGAGGGGGCAAACCGAGCCGACUGGCCAGGCCCAUCAGAAACUGUUACGCUUUCCACCACAGACGAGGCCAGUCCAUCCCGGCAAGAUGAGGGUGCUGUCAACUUUGGAUGUGGACCGGGAUCAGAAGCUCUUGUGAUCAAAACAGAGUCGACUGAAAUCCCCCUGUGCAGCAUCAGCACAUUACCUCAAAGUAUUGAUCAGGGACCUGAAAAUGCCGGGACAGGCACAGGCAUUGCCUAUGGCCUGGUGGACAGCAUGUCCUGGGACUCUGCCCAAAGUUACAUGGCCCCUCUGGACUUUGAUCCGACGUCAGGCCCCAGUAGGGUCCGGCAUUGGAGAGGACAGAACAGAAGGCAGAGGAUGUCCUUUGCCUGUCCAGACUGUGGUAAAGUCUUUGCAAGUAAACAGAGGCUGAUGGUUCAUAUGCGCAUUCAUUCCACCGAGAGGCCUUAUGCGUACCGCCGGCGCAAGGAAUGCUUCUACGGUGACAACAAGAAAAAGAGGAAGCUGCAAAGGCUCUCUCAGCUGUCAAGAGAAACUGUGGACGAUCUGUCAGAUGGCUCUGAGCAGAUGAACAGGAGUGAAGAAGAGCCUGAGAGUGACCACAACAACAGUGAUAAAGAACCAGAAAAGAGAAUUACCGCCCCUGUGCAGAAACGGCGCAAAAAAAGAGGAGUUGUAAACCAGAUGUGUCGGUGCCCUCAUUGCCCUCAUCGGGUGUUCGCUCGGCCCUGUCAGUUAGCCUUGCACAUGAAGACCCACUCAGUGACAGCCCUUAUCAACCUGCCCGCCCGAGCUCAGUCAGGAACUCAGGAGAUAGUGGAUGUGAAAAGGAAAUUACCCAAGAGGCAAAGAAAAAAUGAUGUGGAGAAGGAGGGCAAAGUUGCUGACAAACGUAAGCUCCAAUGUUCAGAGUGUGGCAAAGUCUUCUUACAUGGUGGCUGGUUUCGUGUCCACAUGAAGUCCCAUAACACCAAAAAGGUUUUAUUACGCAGAAGUCUGCAAAUCAAGACUGAGCGGACUAAAGAAGAAACAACUGUGGCCGUGCCUAAAACUACAGAAGUACAGAAGGUGAAGAAGGUCAAGAAAACACAUGCCUGCCCGCAUUGUGAUAAAGUGUUUACUCGUGAAGGAUGGCUGGAGCCACACAUUCGCACUCAGCAUGGGGAAGUAAGGAAUAGGAGUGAUUACUUUAACUUGUAUGGCAGUGGCCGUACAAGGUCACAACAGCUUGCCACCAAGGAUCCUGAAUGCCACACCAAUUCCACUGAUGACAACUCCAGUGUAUUCAAGACACAUCGCUGCUUUUACUGCAAGCAGCCACAUCAUCGAAUGAUGGAUCAUCUUCAGACAGUUCAUCCUAAUGAACCAGAGGUGGCAAAAGCUCUCACUUUUGACAAGAGCUCACAAGAAAGAAGACAACAUUUGAACCUUCUACAAACUAGGGGAAAUGUUCUAUACAACACAAAUGUGGUUCAAAGUAGUAAACAAGAUUCAAAACCAUUUGAGACGUUUGCAUCGAGUUGUUCAUUUGAUGAUCGAGUUUAUUGCAUCUACUGUUUAGGGUUAUUUAACACAAAGUCUUUUGUUUCGCAUUUAGAGCAGUGUAAGGGCAAAUCUACUCUAAGUGCUGGGGCUAGCUGUGGUGAAAUGCUUCCUAAUGCUGGGCCCAUUCCUCCAACCCCUGCACUUAUUUCCCCCUCUAGUUCAGAAGAGAUUGAUGCUGAUAUAAAACCGUCAGGUUUUCAUUGCCUAAAUACCCUCUGUGAAGCCCUUCCAGACCUCAGCUGCUAUGAACAAACAGACAUCUCAAGUUCAAAUGAGGAGUUUAGAAACAAUAGACAGGCAGAGGGUGCCAUUUUACAAUUCAGACGUUCUCCUGAAAAUGAAGUAGGUUACGAAUUGAAGUCAGAUAAUUCUCUCAAUCCAAGCACUGGUCAAGAAUCCACAGACUAUAAGAAUAAAGGAGUAACUUUUUUUCCAAAGUGUGAUGUUGAUCAAGAAAGUGCUAUGACACCAAGAUCGUACACAAGCUCCAUCGGUCCUCACCCAGAAUACGACGUUCUCAGAAAUGAUGAUCCACAUGAUGAUUUCCGUCCACCUCAAAAUGCCCAAACUGUGUGUAAUGACACACCCAAGAGUAGAGUGAAAGUCCAAACUCGUACCACAGGGAAGAAGAGGAGGAAGAGGCGCUCGCGUGUCCAUAAUCUGUCACUGCUCAUGGAUGAUGACUUGCUGGCUGAAGGAGAAAUGUCCAACUCAAAACAACAUGUCUGCCAGCACUGUAAGGCAACUUUUGGCAGUCCAUACACGCUGCGAAGACAUGAAUACACUCACACGGGUGAGAGGCCAUUCUGGUGCCAUCAGUGUAAUGUGGGCUUUAUCCAGAAGUAUCGACUUUUAAAGCACACAUUUGCUUGCCAUGGGGACACACCAGACCAGGGAAAACCAAAAAGAGCAAAGAGAUCAAUUCAAGAUGAAGAGACGUCAGUAAGGGAUGAAGCUAGUAUAGAGCCAGCAACAAAAAGUCUUGAAGAUUUACCAAAUGCUGUUACAGAAGACACUGGGGGGAAAGUUACAGACACAAGGCAAGCUUGUAACUUUUUUUGACGGAAGAUGUUUUUGUUUCAGACAUCGAGCUGAGAGAGUUCCAUUGGAGGAAAGCAGAACACAGUUCCGUCAAAGACCAUGACACAGAUCGCUAGAAGUUAUUGUUUACAUAUUAGUGUAAUGUUUUUUUUUAAUGUAAAUAUGUUUUAUGUAUCAAUCUGAUGGAUUCAUUACUUUUAUGGAUCGAUUAAUUUUAGCCCACUCUAUUGUACAGAUCAUAGUGUAUGUUUAAUCAUUUAACUUCAGAUUGAGAAUAAAAAAGUUAGAGGAA
Messenger RNA from Carassius carassius (crucian carp), 3200 nucleotides. Its product is annotated as zinc finger protein 236-like. The transcript is spliced from 11 exons. Gene Ontology annotation, cellular component: chromosome; nucleus. NCBI's taxonomy places the organism in Eukaryota, Metazoa, Chordata, Actinopteri, Cypriniformes, Cyprinidae. Bases 158 to 2929 code for a protein of 923 amino acids. Gene Ontology annotation, biological process: regulation of transcription by RNA polymerase II. Gene Ontology annotation, molecular function: chromatin insulator sequence binding; DNA-binding transcription factor activity, RNA polymerase II-specific; RNA polymerase II cis-regulatory region sequence-specific DNA binding. The record is from RefSeq and is a predicted model, not a curated record.